Molecule: messenger RNA, 2326 nt
Organism: Cyprinus carpio (common carp)
Lineage: Eukaryota; Metazoa; Chordata; Actinopteri; Cypriniformes; Cyprinidae
Product: BBSome complex assembly protein BBS10-like
Biological process (GO): chaperone-mediated protein complex assembly
Molecular function (GO): ATP-dependent protein folding chaperone; ATP binding
Source: RefSeq, a predicted model, not a curated record
GAAGCUUGAGGAUGUUCAACAGAUUAGAAGGUUAUUAUCGUCUCGAGAUCAAUUUACACCGUUUUGUUGAGUUUGUUUUGCUUCACAUUUUUUUUGUGUUUCUUUUGUGUAUCCAGAUGCAGGAGGAGUGUGUGUCUCUGCAGGUGUGUGUCAGUGUGGUCGGAGCGCUGGAGUGUGUAGUGCGCAGAUGUCUCGGUCCAGACGGUGGAAGUGUGCUGUUCACGCGAGACACAGGAGAGGCUCUCAUCACCAGACAUGGACAACGCGUUCUCAGCACGCUCCACCUGCAGCACCCCAUGGCCAGGAUGGUGGUGGACUGUGUGUGUGCACAUGCUAAAGCUACCGGAGACGGCACAAAAUCAUUCCUUCUCCUGCUGGCCGCGCUGUUACGAGGAAUUCAGGACUCACACAUGCAGCGCAGAGGAUCGCGGAGCAUCCCUAGUCUUCAAAAUCUUGCUAAUCGCCUGUUGGCUGUGAGCGGGAAGGAGUUGGAAGAUGUCGUAACACGCAAAAUUACCCCAUAUGCCUCACUGUACUGUAGUCACCAUAGUUACAAACUGGAGGGCAGCAUUCUUGAUUUGCUGAUCGGUGGGUAUAUUUCUGGAAGAGUGGGGAUCGGCCAGGCGGAUGUACUGAAGCGAGUCCUGUGUGAGUUCUACCACAAAGUCAGUCGAGAUCAAAAUGCAGUAGAAAGGAUCUCAUUCAUACAUUCACACUUCUCUUUUCUACAUACGCCCGUGACAGGACUACCUAUUGCCUGCUCCGAGGUGAUUGAAGGCCUGGUUGUGACUUGUGAUUGGUCAAUGUGGACUGAAAGGCAAGGACCAAUAAAAGCAAUAAUUUUAUAUGAGAGUUUUGGAGCUUCCUUUGUCGCUGUAGGUGAAAACAUAUCUGUGUGCAUUCAAAAGGACCAUCUGCACCGCUCGGAGAGCGUCAUGAAGCAAAAGUUAGCGAGUUUAUUAGACUUACAAGUGCAUGUGGUGCUGUCUUCCGUGAAGCAGCCAGAAAGAGUGUCACAAUGGGCUCGACUGAACCAUGUUUCUUUACUUGAGUGUGUCGAUUCAGCCCAGCUGGAUUUUCUUUCACACAUCAGCGCUGCAGAAACACUCUCUCAUCCACCGCUUCAACACCUUGUGAUGCUCAAGUACUGUAGACGUGUGCAACUCGGCGGGCAUCGCUAUGCCUGUCUGGAAACCUUUUUGCACAUGCACACGCUUGUUCUUUGUGCACCAGCGCCGGGAUUUCUUGACCAGAUUGUGUGUGUGAGCCAAGGUGUGUUUGCAAUGCUGCAACAUCUAUCUCAAAGCUUCCGUCAGACACUGGCAUCUGACCAAUCACAGAGUCCUUCUUCGGACCAAUCAGAAAGCGUGCUUUCAUCGCAAGACCUGUGGGGUGGUGUUCUGCGUGCAGGUGGAGUGCUUCCUGUUGGCGGCAUGUUUGAGUUCUUGCUACAUCAUUUUUUGUUGAAUGAACAUAGCUCUUGUGACCCAGAGAGCUGUAGGCUUCUGGGAGAGGCUUUGUUGUGCUUGCCUAGAACAUUGUAUUCUCACAAUCACAGACGGUUUCUGAAUAUCCAGACACGUUUCUUGGAUGAUCUUAAGCAAUGGGACAAGACCAAAGAGCAAAGGUCAGAAAUGCCUGAGUUGAAGUUUGGGUUCGGCGAGAGUUCUGUACCGUGUCUUGAGUCGGUCAGUGGAAAGAAGCAGCUGGUUGUUUCUGUCUUGCAGUGUUUGCACAGACUCUUAUGUGUAGGGGCUAUUUUACACACAUGCACUCCAUUACGCACCGGCCCUCAAACACACUCUGAGGAGGAUGAGGAUGAGGAGGAAGAGAAGCCGAAGUGUUCAAAUUCUACUCAGUCAACAGAUGCAUAAGUGUGUAAUAUUCAGUCAUCCGCUACAUGCUUCUUAUACACACUGAGCUCUGAUCUGUCUACAGUGGCCCUAAAAAGUUAUGCUUGUCUGAAUGUCAAAGCAUUGGAUAAAAAAUAUAAAACAAAGUGGCAUCUGCAAACUAAUGCUUCUUUUUUGAGCCAUGUUUGCAAUGACUUUAAGUCAUGUUAGUUCAUGUAUGAUGUCAGUACCUCUCAAGUUCACAAAUGUGUCCUUGCAGAAUAAAAUAGCAGUAGAUCAUCAUAUUUAUUACAUUUAAAGCCUUUUUCCUUUAUUUUUCUUUUAAAAUAAAUGCCACUUGCUUUGAUAUUUUAUGAUAUAAAAGACAUUCAGGCAUGUUUAAGAGUCCAAAUACUUUUAUUAUGUAAUAUAUAUUUAUUUAUCUAAAUAAAAUUCUGUAAUUUUUGUAACACCUUCAUAGAAAAUACCAAUUA